Messenger RNA from Corythoichthys intestinalis (scribbled pipefish), 4142 nucleotides. It is a transcript of the gene capn3b, whose product is annotated as calpain 3b. Gene Ontology annotation, biological process: negative regulation of apoptotic process; proteolysis. Gene Ontology annotation, cellular component: cytoplasm. Bases 278 to 2596 code for a protein of 772 amino acids. Lineage: Eukaryota; Metazoa; Chordata; Actinopteri; Syngnathiformes; Syngnathidae. Gene Ontology annotation, molecular function: calcium ion binding; calcium-dependent cysteine-type endopeptidase activity. The record is from RefSeq and is a predicted model, not a curated record. The transcript is spliced from 22 exons.
UUUCUGCUGAUGUGUAUUUUUGGAACAAGCCUACCAGAAGUCUCCCCCCUCAUCCCCUCCUUUUUAUAAGAGGCCUAUAUUUAGGUCCAGUGCCCAAGAGUGUGAGAGUUGACUUGGGUGUCUAUUUCCAGUUUAUCUCUUGAACUAAAAGUGAUCACUAGAGCCACAGAAGACACUUCCUUGGACAGGUUUUACAAGUUGAUGCACUGUCUCACGACAGCUAAGUAUUUCGAGUUUGAAAUCAAGACCGCUAUCAAUAGGAACGUAUGGUGAGAAGAUGGAGGGUCAUAAAGUGCCAAUCGUGGAAGACACAAACGUGCAAGUGCUUGGCGAAACAGAAGCUUUACAAGCACCUGACGACCAGGCAGACUACCCCUCAACUGGAACCAACUCCAUUUACUCGGCCAUCCUCAGCAGAAACGAGGCCGUCAAGGAUGCCAAACGUCUCAAGACCUUCAUGGAGCUGAGAGACAAAUACUUUAAAAAGAAGGUUCUCUUCGAGGACCCAAUUUUCCCAGCCUGCGACUCCUCGCUCUUCUACAGCCACCACAAGCCCCAUAUGAAAUUUGUGUGGAAGCGACCUUCGGAAAUAUGUGAAAACCCACAGUUCAUUGUGGAUGCAGCCAGCAGGACUGACAUCUGUCAGGGAGAGUUGGGUGACUGCUGGCUGCUCGCCGCCAUUGCCUGUCUCACUCUAAAUGAGAAGCUUCUCUACAGAGUGAUUCCUCCGGAUCAGAACUUUACAGAGAACUAUGCCGGGAUCUUCCAUUUCCAGUUCUGGCGUUACGGUGAGUGGAUCGACGUGGUCGUUGACGACCGUAUCCCCACCUACAACAACCGGCUGGUGUUCACCAAAUCGUACCGAGAGAACGAAUUCUGGAGCGCUCUUCUGGAAAAAGCUUACGCCAAGCUGAACGGCUCCUAUGAGGCUCUUAGAGGUGGUAACACUCUAGAGGCCAUGGAGGACUUCACAGGGGGAGUCACAGAGUUCUUUGAGUUGUCUGAGGCACCUCAAGAAAUAUACCAAAUUAUGAAGAAGGCCCUGCAGAGAGGCUCACUAAUGGGCUGCUCCAUUGAUGUCACCUCCCCCUGUGAAAUGGAGUCCAAAACUGAACUUGGCUUGGUCCGAGGACACGCCUACUCGAUUAUAGCCUUAGAGGAGUGUGAUGAGGCAGCAAAGGACAGCAAAAUUCGUUUGAUUCGCUUACGCAACCCAUGGGGUCGAGUGCUAUGGAAGGGACCCUGGAGCCCAAACUCAAAGGAAUGGUCCACCAUUUCUAUUGCUGACAGGAACAACCUUAAAAAGCAGACUGUUGAGGAAAGUGAGUUCUGGAUGUCCUUUGAUGACUUUAAGAGGAAUUACACCAAGCUGGAGAUCUGCAACUUGACGCCCGACACGCUCCAGGGAGACGAACGGCACAGCUGGAACGUGUCGGUCUACGAGGGUCGAUGGGUCCGAGGCAGCUCUGCGGGGGGGUGUCGGAACUUCCCAGACACCUUCUGGACAAACCCUCAGUAUCACCUGGAGCUUUACAAGGACGAUGACCCAGAUGACCCCCAGGAACUUUGCACGGUGGUCGUGGCUCUCAUGCAGAAAGGUCGUCGCAUUCAAAAGCAAUUGGGGCCUAGGUUCCUCACUAUUGGAUUUUCCAUCUAUGAGGUGCCCAAGGAGCUGUGUGGCCGAAAUCGACAUCUCCAGAAGGAUUUCUUCCUGUACAAUGCCUCCAAAGCUAAAUGCAAACAUUACAUGAACCUACGCGAAAUCACAGAGCGUGUCAGGCUGCCGCCAGGAGAAUACGUCAUUGUCCCCACCACAUUUGAGCCUCAUCAGGAUGGUCAGUUCAUUCUGAGAGUCUUCUCAGAGAACAGGAGCACCUCAGAGGAAGCUGAGAACACAAUCGGGACGGAUCAAACCCGGCAAGGCAAGAAAAGGAAGGACAAGCCUAUUGUGUAUGUGUCCGAUCGAGCAUUUGCCAACAAAGAAAUCUUGCAUGACGGCAUUCAAGGGGAGAAGAAGACACCUAAAAAAAAACUCCUUCAGCCUGAGGAGGAAACUGAAGAGGAGAAACAGUUCCGCGUUAUCUACAAACAAAUAGCUGGCGAGGAUAUGCAAAUCUGUGCCAAUGAACUCCAGACCGUAAUGAAGAAUGUGGUCUCCAAAUUGCAUGAAAAGAAAACUGAGGGUUUCAGUUUGGAGACGUGCCGCAGUAUGAUUGCCCUGAUGGAUACAGAUGGGACAGGGAAACUAAAUCUCCAGGAAUUUAAACACUUGUGGAGGAAAAUCAAGCAAUGGCAUGUUAUCUUUAAAGGUUAUGACAAGGAACAAACUGGCUCCAUCAGCAGUUUUGAAAUGAGAAACGCUGUUAAUGAUGCAGGCCUACAUCUGAACAAACAGCUAUAUGACAUCAUUGCCAUGCGCUAUGCGGACCAACACCUCAACAUUGACUUUGACAGCUACAUCUGCUGUUUUGUCAGACUGGAGGGCAUGUUCAGGGCUUUCAAUGCUUUUGACAAGGAUGGAGAUGGAAUUAUCAAACUUAAUGUACUUGAGGUGAGCUAUAUUUAUUCAUGGCAUGUUUUUUGUGACACAUGUUAAGAGUAUAUAUGGUCUAUUAUAUGUCUGUAUGAUUUAUAUUUUUCUUUUUACUUUGUAGUGGCUUCAGCUUACCAUGUAUUCUUAAACGUCUCCGUGAAUGACCCAGCCUCUUUCAAAGUCAUGAGUCUUAAUGGAGAAAUGGAAUUGGUCGCUAUGAUUUUGUAAUUUAUGUAACAUUAUCAGUGUUAAGUUCUGUUAUUAAAGGAAACUAACAUUUGAAAGAAGGAAUACAACCUUUAUGUUGGUGAAUGGGAUUGUUUACAGUACUUGGUUACUUCACAAAAUAAUGCACAGCCUGGGAGAGGCCCUGUUUUACUCGCAAAAUAAAUAUAUUGAACAUUUAGGUAGAUUUUCCAAAGGGAAUUUGAAGCACAGCAUCUCACAUAUGAGCAUUACUGGGCAUUAACUGGUUAAUAUCUGUUACGCAUGCAUUUUAGAUUUUUUUUUUUUUGGCCAUAAAAACAAACUAAUACAAUAUUUGAAUAUACUUAAAACAAAUACCAGACACUCUAGUAGCCAUAUUACAUUUACAUUUUUUACAUAGACUAGAAUUACUUAAUACAAUUUUCAAAUGUUCUGGGAAGUUCCCAACUUGAAAAACAGUGUUUCUGAUCUGAAGUUUUUAGUUUAUCUGUACAAUGAUGUAGUACAACAAUUUUAAUUUGCCCUGUUUUAUUUCAAGAAAUGAACUGUUAUUCCAUAAUACACAUUAAAAAAAAAAAGUCCUUUGGGAAAUGCCUUUGAUAGUGGUAAAUUAAACAAACCUACAUACUACAAAAGUGUCCACUGUUUCAACAUGUGUGUUCAUUGAGAACUUGAAUGGCACGAAUAUUCAGAGUGAGGAAAAAAAAGGGGGGCACCAUCAGCACAGCUUGCCUCAAGACUCCACUUUACUGUCCACAUCAACGUGAUUCUGCAUAUGCUUAGGAAGCUCCUGAAAACAUUCAUGGAAUAAAUAAGAAAUUAAGUAACUGUGUUAUGAUCAUUACACCUGGGUUGUUAUGCUACCUGUCUGACUGUCUGCUGUGUGGGGAAAAACGUGCUGCAUCCCCUCCAGCGACACUUGACCGUCUCCAGAUUGGGACUGGUGUGGUCACCGACGAGGUGCUGGACAAGGUGCUCUGCCAUGCCGAAAAUCAGACAGCAAUUCUGCCACUGCCAUGAAAAAAAAAUAAGAAUGGAAGAGGAAAAACUUUGACUCUCAAAAUGAUUUCUUGUUGCUUUUUCAAAAGUAUCCCUAUUACCAAUUUGCAAAACCAGCAAAUGAGGGCGGAGACAACCAUGGUGCAACUUCAGAGAAUUGGAAGAUUUCCUUGUUUUCAUAGACAACAAUGAUAGAACAUUUUUACAGUAGUUUGGUGCUACAUCAAGAGAAUAAUCUAAUUUAUGUUGUCAUUUAGCUUUUUAAGUUUUUGGGUCCUGUCAGGAAACAAAAAGUCAUAACUUUUAUUAUUGUUUCAUGUAUUUCCUGCAUGUACUUUUUUUUUUUUUUUAAAACAUAAAAUUUACGUUUCACGUCCCCAUAAAGUAAAAAUAAAGGAAGGAA